Messenger RNA from Ictalurus furcatus (blue catfish), 943 nucleotides. RefSeq names its product iron-sulfur cluster assembly 2 (gene isca2). The transcript has 4 exons. Gene Ontology annotation, biological process: iron-sulfur cluster assembly. Gene Ontology annotation, molecular function: iron ion binding; 4 iron, 4 sulfur cluster binding; 2 iron, 2 sulfur cluster binding. The coding region runs from base 47 to 556 and encodes 169 amino acids. Gene Ontology annotation, cellular component: mitochondrion. NCBI's taxonomy places the organism in Eukaryota, Metazoa, Chordata, Actinopteri, Siluriformes, Ictaluridae. The record is from RefSeq and is a predicted model, not a curated record.
UUACAGACCUGGCAACCCCUUUCCAGUCGUUGUUGUCUUAUGGAAGAUGUCACUCGCUAGAGCACUGACGAUAAGCGCACUCAAAACAAGAGCGUGGAAAGUUAUCAAUGUGUCUUCAGCAGGAUUGAGACCUGUGCCGGCAUGUGAUGAGUCCCCUUUUGUGUCCACACUGUGUUAUAGGAGCAGCAGCUCAUCACAGGGACAGCAGCAGGUCUCCUCCAGUCCCACUGACCAUACAGUACAACUUAGUGAUGCGUGUGUCAAGAGGCUGAGAGAAAUCAUGCAGAAGGGAGAAUAUCUGAGGAUACAGGUGGAGGGUGGAGGCUGCUCUGGGUUCCAGUACAAGUUUUCUGUGGACACUGCCAAAAAUGAAGAUGACAGGGUUUUUGAGCAGAGCGGCGUGGGCGUGAUAGUAGACGAGGAGAGUCUGGAGUUUGUGAAAGGAGCAACGCUUGACUUUAGUCAGGAGCUCAUCCGCUCCUCCUUCCAGGUGCUCAGGAACCCGCAGGCAGAACACGGCUGCUCUUGUGGCAGCUCUUUCUCUGUCAAAGUCUGAAACUUGCUUCUGCAUGAUAAACAUUUAACAGCGGCUUUCAGUCCCAGUUCCCCAUUUUUGUGUAUAAACAUCCUGCGAUAGAGGAAGUUCAAUCACGUGUUACAGAACAGAGUACACAUGCAGUCAGGAUUGAGAACCAGUGAUAACCUCUCAUUGUAUUGUGAAAUCGAGCCACACCUCAAUGAUUUUGUGUUCCACACACACACACCUGAAUAGAAACGAAACCGUGUGAAAUAUUGUGUUAUUUUAUGAUUUGAAGCUGUACUCGUGAAACAUGCCUGGAGUCUACACUAGUGGAGAUCACUACAAUAUCACAAUGUCUUUUCCUGCAAAUUGUACGUACAGAUUGUAAAUAGGAAAUAAUAAUAAAAUAAAUAUAUUAAGUGC